Trypanosoma cruzi is the source of this 1092-nucleotide messenger RNA. Its product is annotated as proteasome regulatory non-ATPase subunit 11, putative. Gene Ontology annotation, cellular component: proteasome regulatory particle, lid subcomplex. Gene Ontology annotation, biological process: proteasome-mediated ubiquitin-dependent protein catabolic process; protein deubiquitination. The record is from RefSeq and is a predicted model, not a curated record. Gene Ontology annotation, molecular function: proteasome binding; metallopeptidase activity; protein binding. Bases 1 to 1092 code for a protein of 363 amino acids. NCBI's taxonomy places the organism in Eukaryota, Euglenozoa, Kinetoplastea, Trypanosomatida, Trypanosomatidae. The transcript has a single exon.
AUGCUGCUGCUUUUUGUUGUUGUUGCUUUGUUUUUGUUUGAAUUGCUGCAAGGGAGGGGAAGAACAAAAAAAAAAAAGAAAAAAAAAAGGGAACGCCAUAAUCACCGACAACAACGCAAAACAGGAAAAAGAAAAUUACCAUACAUAGGUAAAAGGGGGAUGAACAAUAUUGCCAACUUGCUUCGGGCUCAGACGGGAGGAGGGAAUGCACGCGCAGUCCCGACGGAGGAUUUGCGCGACACGGCCGAAACGGUUCAGAUCUCCUCCCUUGCGCUGCUAAAGAUGCUUCUGCACGGCCGGGCGGGGGUGCCACUGGAGGUUAUGGGCCUUAUGAUAGGCGAGCAGGUUGACAACUACACAAUCCGCGUGACGGAUGUAUUUUCUAUGCCCCAAACGGCGACUGGCCAGUCCGUCGAGGCGGUGGACCCAGAGUACCAGGUACACAUGCUAGACAAACUCUCUGUUGUAGGCCGUUCUGAGAAGGUCGUCGGGUGGUACCACAGUCACCCCGGCUUUGGUUGCUGGCUUUCUGGGGAGGAUGUAAUGACGGCAGGCAACUAUGAACAAUUGACCCCACGGAGUGUUUCUGUCGUGAUUGAUCCCAUUCAGUCGGUCCGUGGAAAAGUCGUAAUUGAUGCCUUUCGCACCACCAAAGAUGCGCUUAUGGGAGGAAGAAACAUGUACGAAGAGCCGCGCCAAACCACAAGCAACCUCGGCUGGCUGACACGACCGUCACCCGUUGCGUUGACCCGUGGUCUUGACCGUGAUUACUAUAGCCUUGCCAUCACAUUCCGAAAGAAGAAUCAUGAAUUGGCGUUGCUGUUGAACGUCUACAAAAAGGGUUGGCAAGAAGGUUUCCGUCUUGAAAACAUGGAGAAAUUUGACCGACAGACGAUACGGGAAAAAAUCCGUACAUUGGCAUCGCUCGCAGGGCAGUCGGAGCGUUUUAUUGCCCAAGGCCUUGACGAGGACGAUAUAGGAAACAUUGGUCGCACGAAUCCCAUUCUCCACCUACAGAUGGAAGCCGAGGGGCUAAUCAAUGCCAAUUUGAAUCAGUCUAUUGGAGCCAUGAUCAAUGGUGUUGCCUUUUAG